ACGUCACGGGCGUAGAACAUCAAAAAAUAACAACAUCCAAAUCCGCGAUUCUCUCUCUUUUCUGUGUGUGUGCAAGGCGCAAUAAACUGUAAUAACAUCCGAAGCAGCUCCGUGUAGAAAGGCGGCGUGAAACGGGCUCGAAACUGCAGCGUUGCUCCCAGUCCAGUGUUUGCAGCUGAAGUUAGUACCGCUGGCGGAGUGAUAUUUGUUGGUUAUUUACAGUGCGUUUUAUAGCACGCGCUCAUGGUAUACAAGAUCUCGUGAAGAGUUGAAUUUGUUAUCGUUCACAAAUUUCCGUGUCUAUCUCGUCCCUGUCAAACCCCGACACCUCAACGAGACUGAAGGGAUUUAAGCAUACAGUCUACAAUCACCUGCCAAUUUACCUACUGAAACAAUUGAGCUGGCUGCACCGUAACCAAUGGUUCCGCCCCUGUGUUCCCUUUUCUGAAUUCUGAUUGGAACAAUGGAAUGUCAAUCUCAUCCAAACAAGUGACUGUGGGCAGGGAGGUUAAACGCAGCGCUGGAACUGAAGACGGCCGCAAAUAAGCAAGUCCUUGGAGAAGGUUUUUAAGUCAUGAUGCAAGAGUCGGGGACAGAGGCGACAAACGGAACAGCCAAUCAGAACGGCGCCGCACCUUGUGUGGAGAGACACAGAGAAGUUCAAUCCAAGAGCGCCACACCUUCCUCUGACAUCACAGCAUCUGACCUCGUGAACUUCCAGCAACAGCAGGCCUUACAAGUUGCACGGCAGAUCCUUCUCCAACAGCAACAGCAAAGCAGCGCCCUCAAGUCCCCUAAAAAUAAUGACAAGCAGCCUGCACCACAGGUCCCAGUUUCUGUUGCUAUGAUGACACCACAGGUCAUAACUCCUCAGCAGAUGCAGCAAAUCCUCCAACACCAAGUUCUGAGCCCCCAGCAGCUCCAGCUGUUACUGCAACAACAACAAGCACUGAUGUUACAGCAGCAACUCCAGGAGUUCUACAAGAAACAGCAAGAACAACUCCACCUUCAGCUCAUCCAGCAGCAGCAUGGCAGCAAACAGCAGAGUAAAGAGGUGUCUGCGCAGCAGUUGGCGUUCCAACAGCAGCUGCUCCAGGUUCAGCAGCUCCAGCAGCAGCAUCUCCUGAGCCUGCAGAGACAAGGGCUGCUGUCCAUUCAGCCCAACCAGACUCUGCCCCUGCACUCCCUCACUCAGGGCAUGAUUCCAGUCGAACUGCAGCAGCUGUGGAAGGAGGUGACAAACAGCUAUGUGAAGGAGGAGAACAGCGCGACCAAUAACGGUCACCGGGGUCUGGACCUGUCGUCCCCCUCCCCCGUUCCCCUCAAAAACCACAACCAGCAUGGAUCCACCAACGGCCAGUACAUCAGCCACUCGCUUAAGAGAGAGGGAUCAGCGUUGGAUGAUCAUUCACCUCAUAGUCACCCUCUCUACGGUCACGGCGUCUGUAAAUGGCCAGGAUGUGAAGCUGUAUUUGACGAUUUUCAGUCGUUCCUGAAACAUCUGAAUAAUGAACAUGCCUUGGAUGACAGGAGCACAGCGCAGUGCCGGGUACAGAUGCAAGUAGUUCAACAGCUGGAAUUGCAGUUAUCAAAAGAUAAAGAGCGUCUCCAAGCCAUGAUGACUCAUCUUCAUGUGAAGUCUACAGAGCCCAAACCCACCCCACAGCCACUGAACCUGGUGUCCAACGUAACUUUGUCCAAGACAGCUCCCGAGGCCUCGCCGCCCCUCAGCUUACCCCAGACACCCACCACCCCGACUGCCCCCCUCACGCCGCUCUCACAAACCCACUCUGUUAUCACCCCCACCAGCCUGCACAGUGUCGGUCCCAUGCGCAGACGCUACUCGGACAAGUACAACAUGCCUAUAUCUCCAGAUAUUGUCCAGAACAAAGAGUUCUAUAUGAAUGCUGAAGUACGACCUCCUUUCACAUACGCUUCGUUAAUACGACAGGCAAUACUAGAGUCGCCGGAAAGACAGCUAACACUAAACGAGAUCUACAACUGGUUCACGCGAAUGUUUGCAUAUUUCAGACGCAAUGCAGCGACGUGGAAGGGUGCUGUGCGCACCAAUCUCUCCCUGCAUAAAUGCUUUGUAAGAGUUGAGGAUGACUUUGGGUCCUUUUGGACCGUAGACGAUGAAGAGUUUAAACGCGGCCGCCACAUACAACGAGGUCGCCCCAGGAAGCAUGCGGCGGACGAAAGCUGUGAUGAUCUGCCUGUACAAAGUCCAGCUCUGGUAAAGAACAUCCAUACCACUUUGGGAUAUGGUCCCGCCCUUUCUGCAGCCUUCCAGGCUUCAAUGGCAGAGAACAACAUACCUCUAUACACUACCGCUUCCAUCGGAAGUCCCACUCUUAACUCGCUUGCCAGCGCCAUCCGAGAGGAAAUGAAUGGGGCCAUGGACCACGGGAACAGCAACGGUAGUGACAGCAGCCCUGGACGCUCACCCCUGCCAGCUAUGCAUCAUAUCAGCGUAAAAGAGGAGCCACUGGACCCUGAGGAGCACGAAGGCCCCCUUUCGCUCGUGACAACAGCCAAUCACAGUCCAGACUUUGACCACAACAGAGAUUACGAGGACGACCAUGGGAACGAGGACAUGCUGUAAGCCUGGUUUCUCCCAGGUCCUCUGCCGAAAAGGCCAUACUAACUGCGGUCACAUGCGAGACCACUCCAGAUAUAGACUGGAUUCACAAUUCUCUUGUUGACAGCUAUUAAAAAUGUUUCCGAUUUACUCUUAGUGCCAUUAAAUACAAAACGAAAUACGAGAUAAGAAAAUCUAUUCCAUUUGGAAGUAUUUUUGAUUUGUUUCUACUUUUCGUUUAAAAGACGAGAUGCAUCAAUUUCUACUCAUCAUCUGAUGAAGAGACAUUUGGUACUGGGGCCUGCUUCUACUUCGUUUUGGCAUAAGUGUCACUGAGACCAGAGCGGACAUGAAAACACAGCUGAGAAAGACUCA
Molecule: messenger RNA, 2956 nt
Organism: Rhinichthys klamathensis goyatoka
Lineage: Eukaryota; Metazoa; Chordata; Actinopteri; Cypriniformes; Leuciscidae
Gene: foxp1b
Product: forkhead box P1b
Exons: 20
Coding region: 575-2605 (676 amino acids)
Biological process (GO): regulation of transcription by RNA polymerase II
Cellular component (GO): nucleus
Molecular function (GO): RNA polymerase II cis-regulatory region sequence-specific DNA binding; DNA-binding transcription repressor activity, RNA polymerase II-specific
Source: RefSeq, a predicted model, not a curated record